UUUCUUCAUGAUCUUAUAUUUUAUAAUUCAAGAAAAUUAAAAUGAAAGGCUCGUGGAACUCGACGAGUAUCAUUCCUAAUAUUACUCUUUCUUUUAUUUUCCUUUUCAUUUGUUAUUUCGAAGACGUGCUUGCGGCUCCUCCUACUACUAGGCAACAUUUUUUGUGUCGUCCAGAACAAAGGGUUGCACUUGUCGCUUUCAAAAACGAGUCUUAUAUUGGGAGGCUUUCUCCUAAUUGUUACCGGAAGACGGAGACAUGGGGGAAUAACAGCGACUGUUGUAGUUGGGAGGGAGUGACGUGCAAUGCCAAGUCCGGAGAAGUGGUCGAGCUAGACCUUGCGGGCAGCUGUCUCCAUGGCCCGUUUCAUUCCAAUAGCAGUCUUCAAAACCUUCCUUUUCUAACCACUCUUGACUUUUCAUAUAACGAUCUUACUGGCCAAAUCCCAGAUUCCAUUGGAAACCUUCCUCAUCUCACCUCUCUCGACCUUUCGAGAAAUAAAUUCAGUGGUCGGAUUCCAUCUUCGAUUGGAAACCUUUCUUAUCUCACCACUCUCAACCUUUCGAUUAAUAAUUUCAAUGGUCGGAUUCCAUCUUCGAUUGGAAACCUUUUUCAUCUCACUUCUCUCAACCUUCGGGAAAACAAUCUCGAUGGUGAAAUCCCAUCUUCUUUUGGCAAUCUAAAGCAGCUGACCACCUUAGAAGUUAUUUUGAACAAGCUCAGUGGAANUCUCCUUCAACUGUGA
This is a messenger RNA of Camelina sativa (false flax), 743 nucleotides long. The record is from RefSeq and is a predicted model, not a curated record. NCBI's taxonomy places the organism in Eukaryota, Viridiplantae, Streptophyta, Magnoliopsida, Brassicales, Brassicaceae.